Molecule: messenger RNA, 1469 nt
Organism: Zeugodacus cucurbitae (melon fly)
Lineage: Eukaryota; Metazoa; Arthropoda; Insecta; Diptera; Tephritidae
Product: carboxypeptidase B
Exons: 3
Coding region: 114-1460 (448 amino acids)
Biological process (GO): proteolysis
Molecular function (GO): zinc ion binding; metallocarboxypeptidase activity
Source: RefSeq, a predicted model, not a curated record
UGUGCAACGUCGCUAUAAAAGCGAAGUAAAACAGUUAACAAUUUUAAUUGAUCGUUUGUGUUCGUAGAAACUUAGUUAACAGAAAAUAAAGGCAAACACAACAAAAGUAAGAAAUGUUCUUCGAAAUUGUUGUAAUCGCAGCCUUGUGUUGCAGCAACGCGCUAGCCAAAGUCGACAGAUACGAAGGCUACAAAAUCUACGAGCUCACAGCAGAGAAUACCGUACAACAGGAGACGCUCGUAGGUUUGGCACAAAACGAGGCGUAUGAUUUCUUCUUGCUGCCACGCAUUCUGGGACACCCCAUACGUGUGCUGAUAGCACCAGCAGAUCAAUUGCAAUUCCAGCAAAAACUACAGGCGGCCGAAAUCGCUUAUACAAUAGUGAACGAGAACUACGCCAAGAGUGUUGCAUCGGAGCGCAAGCGAAAUAUUUUCCACGUCAAGCAGCGUAUUUCGACGCCUAGCAGCAUUUCAUUCGACCGCUAUCAGCGUUACAACGACAUAACGGCCUAUCUGAAAGCGUUAGCGAAAAACUAUCCAAGCCGCGUUAAUCUAACAUCGAUCGGCAAUUCGUAUGAAAAGCGGCCGCUACACACGAUCACCAUCACGAAUGGCGAUGGCGUGGCCAAUAAGAAUGUCAUACUAAUGGAUGCGGGUAUACAUGCGCGCGAAUGGAUCGCACCCGCAGCUGCGCUAUAUGUCAUCCAACAGUUGGUGGAGAAUUACGAGCAGAACUCACAUUUAUUGACUAACUACGAUUGGGUGAUAGUGCCGCUCAUCAACCCCGAUGGCUACGAAUACACGCACACAGCAUCACGUCUAUGGCGUAAAACGCGUAAACCGGUGGCUAGACGUUGUAUCGGUACGGAUGCUAAUCGUAAUUUUGAUUUUCAUUGGGGUGAAGCCGGCACUUCCAAUUCGGCUUGCUCGGAAAUUUUUAAGGGCCUUACAGCUUUCUCAGAGCCAGAGACGCAAGCCUUACGCGAUUUGAUGCACUCGCUGACGGGUCGCGCGAAAUUCUAUCUCACACUACACGCAUUCGGCAACUACUUGCUCUAUCCGUGGGGCUACACUUCUGUUCUUCCCGAUAAUUGGCGCGACAUGGAUGAAAUUGCUCGUGCCGGUGCUGAUGCCAUUAAAAAUGCUACAAGUACCCAAUACACCGUGGGCAGCUCGACGAAUGUGCUUUAUGCCGCAGCUGGUGGCAGUGAUGAUUAUGCUUUGGCCAUGGCAAAUAUACCCAUUUCCAUGACCAUGGAGUUGCCAUCCGCCGGUAACGGUUUCGAUCCACCGCAAUCGCAAAUUGAGGAACUAGUUUCGGAGACCUGGAUCGGCAUUAAGGCUAUGGCGGAGAAGGUUGCUGAGAAGUACAAAUUAGAAGCAGCAAUAACUGCAGAAUCGAAAAUAGAAACUAGAAAACUAAAAUAUGAAAUAACGAGCCAUAUAUACGUGUAUGCUUAAGAAACGGUA